Molecule: messenger RNA, 6869 nt
Organism: Trichomycterus rosablanca
Lineage: Eukaryota; Metazoa; Chordata; Actinopteri; Siluriformes; Trichomycteridae
Gene: pnpla7a
Product: patatin-like phospholipase domain containing 7a
Exons: 35
Coding region: 65-4066 (1333 amino acids)
Biological process (GO): lipid metabolic process
Cellular component (GO): endoplasmic reticulum
Molecular function (GO): phosphatidylcholine lysophospholipase A1 activity
Source: RefSeq, a predicted model, not a curated record
AAAAACAGCAGGUAUGUUAUCUGAAGUAAAGUAGCGUUUGUGUGGAAAAGUGUGUCGACAAGUUAUGCCGCCUGGAACUGACUUUCGUGCCCGAUUUCAGCACUUUCUCGAAGAAAGGAUGCAGACGACCAUGCUAACAGGCAUGUUGAUCGGGGCUGUGGUCGCCAUGUUUCUGAUAGGCAUCACUGUUCUCUUUCUCUAUCGCAGAUACAGAUUAUCAAGUCAGCAGAUGGGUACCCCUCGGUACCGCUUCAGAAAAAGAGACAAGGUUCUGUUCUAUGGCAGGAAAAUCAUGAGAAAGGUCCAGACCCUGUCCUCCACACCGUCCUCCACAUCAGUUUCUAAACACCGUCCUAGAAAAAGACCCAAAGUUUUGAGUAUAGCUCGCAGGAUAUUGCGGAUAAAGAAGGAGCCCCCAACCCUGCAGCCUAAGGAGCCUCCUCCAUCUCUGCUGGAGGCAGACCUCACUGAGUUUGAUGUGCAGAACUCUAACUUGCCCUCUGAGGUGCUUUACAUGCUUAAGAAUGUCAGAGUGCUGGGUCACUUUGAGAAGCCUCUUUUCUUGGAGCUUUGUCGACACAUGGUGUUUAUCGAGCUGCAGGAGGGAGAGGGGCUCUUCAAGCCGGGGGACGACGAUGACAGCAUCUACGUGGUGCAGGAUGGAAGACUAGAGCUCUGCAUCCAUGAAAAUGAUGGCACAGAUCCUGUAGUGAAGGAGGUACUGCCCGGAGACAGCGUUCACAGCCUGCUCAGCAUUCUAGACAUCAUCACAGGUUAUCCCGCUCCGUACAAGACUGUGGCUGCUCGAGCAGCGGUGCGUUCCACCAUCCUGCGCCUGCCAGCCUCGGCCUUCCAGUCAGUGUUCGAGAAAUACCCAGAAACAUUAGUGAGAGUCAUACAGAUUAUAAUGGUGCGGCUACAGAGGGUGACCUUCCUCGCUUUGCAUAACUACCUGGGACUGACAACUGAACUGUUCAAUCCAGAAAGGCAGGCAGUGCCGCUGACCGCAGUCAACAGUGUGAUUGCCGAGGGAAGCCCUAUCCGUGUCCCUCGCAGGCCCCACUUUCACACCCCUUUAGAUGAAGAGCACAGCCAGGCACCUGUAGAGUCUACAGACUCAGAGGGAGGAAAAACGAGUUCCUCUGAGAUUUUGUCAACAGCUAUUAGGAAACCCCGAUCUGUCUCAGCACCAGUCGACAGCGCAGGGAUGACAGGUAAUGACCUGAGCAUGGCAUACGAGCGAGCCCGAGUGACCAUGGAGGAGCCUCCGUCCAGCUCAGUUCACAAGUCUAUUUUAAAAAAGACCGUAACUAUGCAGCAAGUUCCGUCUACAGUGUAUCACUACACAGACAGCGUGGGGCGCUCUGAUGUUCACCCCAGUAAAGUCGGUGCCAUCUUUCAGGCCGCUAAAAAAGACCUGCUGGGGAUUAUUCAGCUGCAGGACCCCAGUCUGCUGGAGGGUAGAGUGACUCUGCACCAGGUGAAGGCUGGAUCUGUAGUGGCACGUCAAGGAGACCAGGACGUGAGUGUGCAGUUUGUCAUUUUGGGACUGUUGCACGUGUACCAGCGAAUGAUCGACCGUGAAGAGGAGACCUGUCUGUUUGUGGCUCAUCCCGGAGAGUUGGUCGGUCAGCUGGCUGUGCUAACGGGGGAACCGCUCAUCUUUAGCGUGCGCGCCCACCGUGACUGCACCUUCCUUUCCAUUUCCAAAACCCACUUUUAUGAGAUCAUGCGUGCAGAGCCCACGGUCGUGCUGAAUAUAGCUCACACGGUCGUGCGCAGGAUGUCCUCAUUUGUCAGGCAGAUCGACUUUGCCCUCGACUGGAUGGCUGUGGAGGCUGGCCGUGCAGUUUACAGACAAGGCGACAAGUCCGACUGUACGUUCAUUGUGCUGAGUGGACGUUUACGUUCGGUCAUUUUGAAGGAGGAUGGAAAGAAGGAGCUGACAGGAGAGUAUGGCAGAGGAGAUCUCAUCGGUGUGGUUGAGGCUUUGACUCAUCAGAACAGAGCCACUACAGUGCACGCGGUACGAGACUCUGAACUCGCUAAGCUGCCUGAAGGAGCGCUCAGUUCCAUCAAGAGAAAAUUCCCUCAGGUGGUCACACGACUGAUUCACCUGCUUGGGCAGAAGAUCCUUCAGCAGGUUAAUGGGCCUCUGACAGCUCGUAAUCUGGCUCUGCACACUCCUGGCAGUAAAUGGGACGCUGGUAAUCCUGCCUCCAACCUGUCCACCGUGGCCGUGCUGCCUGUGUCAGAGGAGGUUCCACUGACCGCAUUCACCCUGGAGCUGCAGCACGCCCUCAUUGCCAUCGGUCCCACUCUCCUCCUGACCAGUGAUAUCAUCAAACAGAGGUUGGGAUCUGCAGCACUGGACAGUGUGCAUGAAUACAGGUUGUCGAGUUGGCUUGGCCAGCAGGAAGAUAUUCACCGUAUCGUCCUAUACCAGACCGACGGCUCUCUCACACCUUGGACCCAGCGCUGCAUCCGCCAGGCUGAUUGCAUCAUCAUUGUAGGACUGGGGGAGCAAGAUCCUGCUGUCGGGGAGCUGGAGCGAAUGCUGGAGGGCAGUGCUGUCAGGGCUCAGAAACAGUUGGUGUUGCUGCACCGUGAGGACGGACCUCCGCCCACAGGAACUGCAGAGUGGCUUAACAUGCGCAGCUGGAUCUCCAGACACCUGCACCUGUCCUGCCCCCGUCGGGUUUUCUCCAAGCGGAGCCUGCCCAAACUGAGAGAGAUGUACCAGCGAGUGUUCCAAAAGCCUGCAGAUCGGCACUCGGACUUCUCCCGCCUGGCACGAGUCCUGACUGGCAACGCCAUCGCUUUGGUACUGGGUGGAGGAGGGGCCAGGGGCUGUUCUCAGGUGGGCGUACUGCGAGCGUUCAGUGAAGCCGGGAUCCCUGUGGACCUGGUGGGAGGCACCUCCAUUGGUGCGAUGAUGGGAGCUCUGUAUGCCGAGGAGCACAGCUACAGCAGAAUGAGGAUUCGGGCCCGAGAGUGGGCCAUGGAGAUGACCUCGGUGUUUAAGAAGAUUCUGGAUCUGACCUACCCCAUCACCUCCAUGUUCUCAGGCGCGGCCUUCAAUUCCAGCAUCAAUGCUGUCUUCAAGAAUAAACAGAUUGAGGAUCUCUGGAUUCCUUAUUUCAACAUCACCACUGACAUCACUGCUUCCACCAUGAGAGUUCACACUGAUGGCUCUUUGUGGAGGUACGUUCGUGCUAGCAUGUCCCUGUCCGGUUAUCUCCCCCCUCUGUGCGACCCCAAAGAUGGACACCUGCUCAUGGAUGGAGGCUACAUCAACAACCUACCAGCCGAUGUCGCACGCUCCAUGGGAGCUAAGGUGGUGAUAGCCAUCGAUGUGGGCAGCCAGGACGAAACCAAUCUCACCAACUACGGAGAUGCCCUGUCUGGUUGGUGGCUGCUAUGGAAACGACUCAACCCUUUGGCAGAGAAAGUCAAAGUGUUGAACAUGGCUGAGAUCCAGACCCGAUUGGCGUACGUGUGCUGCGUAAGACAGCUGGAAUCAGUCAAGAACAGCAAUUACUGUGAAUACAUCAGACCUCCCAUCAACCGAUACCGCACUUUGGAGUUCAGCAAGUUUGAUGAGAUUGCUGAGGUGGGCUACCAGCAUGGGAAGACCGUGUUUGACGUGUGGUGCAGGAGUGGGGUGGUGGAAAAGAUGCUGAAGGACAGACGUCAGGAGGAGUUUCACAACACCCACAGCAACAAUAUGGUGACCUGUCCCAAUGCCUCUUUUACUGACCUGGCAGAGAUUGUCUCCCGUAUUGAACCUGUCAAACAAGCUCUCAUGGAUGAGGAGUCGGACUAUCACACGGAUUAUGAGGAGGAGCUGGUGGGAAGUGCUCUGUCGGAUAUGGAGUUUCCCAGUCACUACAGUGAGCACACAGAGGAGGACCUCACCGCUGAUACUGAUGAAGAGCCGGAGAGAGUUCGAAACUGUCAGUAUAAUUUAGAAGAUUUGGGUCCUGAAUCUUCCUCUCAGGCACCACACAGUCCUACACAGACUUACUCUCCAAACGUAAGAGCCAGAAAGGUGCGUGGGCAGUGACCAGCCUGCUUUGAACUGUGAGAUUUAACCUGACCUCAGGCAAGAAAUGGACCAUUACUGACCUUCUGUAAUGCACCUGUUAUUAGAAGAGCUGCUUUUCUGUCCAGUCACAGGGGCUCUUCUGGCGGACAAAUCAGUGUUCGGCAGCCUUUACUCAAUCUGGAUUUGAUUAUUAACUGUGGUUUUGUUAAGUCUGCACUGACAGACAGACAUGGACGUGUUUCAGAUUCCAUUUGGGAACAACAUUUGCUUUUUCCAGUCUAGGUGAUGCUCUUGAAAGGUUUAAUGUGAAUGUCAAUUCUCUGGAUUGUAAACACGUCACUGCCUUAAAGCACUAAUGAGAGACUGAAUUUAGCCCCCCCAUUUCCUGGUCCCCUGACCAAUAUAUGUUUGACAUUUUAGCAAGAUUAGUCAAUUAGUCUCUCAGCACUGUGUAAUGGUGUAACAGUGCCGAGCCGUUUAUUUAUGAGCAUCAGCACCAAGUACUCGUACAACAGAUGGCUGGUUUAAGAGGCAAGACUUUGUUUUGCCUGCCAUUUUAGUAUAAAUAUUCAACUAAGAAUACUCAGAUACAGUCAGGGUCACUCACCAAGCAGGUACACCUAUCUUUUAAAAAAUAAUAAUUUUCUGUUUUAUUUCUGCAUUUUCUCCCAAUUUAAUGUAGUAAAUUUGUCUUCCACUGCUGGGGGAUCCCUGAUUGCAGUCGAGGUGGGUUUAUUGCUGCUCACGCCUCCUCCGACCCGCACACAGCCCUUAGCGGAACCCUUUUUCACCUGCGCCUCUCUGUCUGCCAAUCAGGGACCUUACACUGCAUUAGAAGUCCCCACCCACAUGGUCUGGUCAUCCCCCCCUAGCAGAACCAUGUCUGCUGCAGGCACUGCCAGUUAUGCCUGCUAGAUGGCACCCAGCCGACCGGUGGCAACGCAGAGUUUCGAACCAAGGAGCCUGGGCACACAGGCAUUGAUUAUUGAUUAUUAAGCUUUACCUAUUAUACAGAUGAUCUUUGUGGAAAUGAGUAUUGGCUGAUAAUGAGCGUACGUACCAGAUAGGUGUACCUAAUAAAGUGCUCGGUGAGUGUACGUCAUGGCAAUCGUGGGAUUAUGGUGAUUUUUGCAACUGAUUUAGGCAAAAACACGUCUUUGUCCAAUAAAGUCAACAAAACCUUUGCUAGGUCAUAAUGCAAAUAAGGGGUAGUGGCCUAGCGUGAUAGAUCUCUGUGCCUCUGCAGCGCCCCCCAUAUUAUAUAAAAAUGCAAAACUUAACAGCAUUCCAGACAUUCACUCACUCCACGUGUAUGACAGAUGUUUGUUGUCACCUGUGCAGCCAAUAUGCAUUUCAGAGCACAAACACACAGUUUACAGCUGCUGGUUGGUUAACCAGUUUAUAUCUGCGUUCAAAUGAAGACUGAUUUCAUCUCAACCGACUGCAGCUUGUUGAAUGUCGGAUUGAAUCUGAUUAUUAAGUGAAGGAUUAUUUGCCUGCAUAUACAAAUGCAAGCAAGUCGAUCAAUGCAAUUUUUUUAUAUAUAUUUGUGUAAAUGUUUGUGGUGGAUUUAUGUGAUUCCUGUGAGCCGUGGUGCCUUAAUUCAUCUUUUUCCCUUGGUGCACAAGCCUAAUACUGGUCAUGUCUGUCUGUAUAUAUAUUUCCCUUCUGGGAGUUUAGUACCAAUAUCAGGUGUUACACAGCAAUUUGUACUGGGUAGCAAAACUUAAAUUAAAUACUUACGCCACUUUGUAGUGUGAAGAUUUUGUAGAAGUGAGAGGAGUGUAAAGAGUCACUUGGCCCAUUUCUAGAGUUUAAGGGAUUAGAAAUGUUAGUGAAACAUCCCAGUUAGCACAUACCAUAUAAUAUAAGCACAGGAAGUGUAUAAUUGGAGGAAAUGAGUUCAGGUUCAAUUUGUUGUGUUUUUGCAAACAAGCUUGGUGUUAUCAGGUAAGUUGAGUGUCUGUACCACACGAUGAAGGAGUACUUUAGUUCCCUCCCACCUCACCAAAACAUUUAACAGGUAAAAAUGGGGGAAAAAAACAAGUUAUCAUGAGUUAUUUUAACCAGAAUAAUAAUAUUUGGUUAAAGCAUGGUUUUUUAAAUCUAUACUUAAAAAAAACACCAGUUCAUGUACCAUUAAGGGGGUGCACCAAGGGGUUAAUAUAAAAGCACUGAAAUUACAAUUCCUUAGUAUUUCUACCAAUUAAUGUAAACAUUCUAACAGUCUGAUGUAUGUCAUGUUUGUUUUGUAUUUGUUGGUAAAUGUAUUCUAUUCUGUUGUGUUCUAUUCUGUUCUAUUGCAUUUCCCCCCAAUUUCCUUCCCAGUCGACACGUGUGCAGUACUGACGGCUUCUUUCUGCACCAGGCUGGUUUAUAUAGAGACUCAUAUCAUGCACUGAGAGUUACGCACUGAUCUCCAUUAUCCUCCAUCUCUGUGCAGUGCCACUGAUUAGCCAGCAACUGGACGUAAAUGCAGCAGUCAUGAGGAAUCCUCAUUGUCCUUCUACACUCGGACGAGCCAAUCAUUGUCCAUGUAGGCGCCUGGCCAGAUGUUAGCCGAGCUUAGCACUACUUGCGGUCACAUCCCUCCAUGUCCCUGUAGAUUCUCGACUCUUUUUGAAAAUACAAGUCUUCCAGCGGCUCUGUUGUGCAGAGUAGGUUGGUCACCAAGUAACCACUGAUUGUUCGUGUGCAGAUUCUUUACAUUUCACGUUCACACGAUGGACAAACAGCCGUUUUUGAUUACCAGAGCAGUGAUCUGUCUUUUGUUAUCUGUAUGUAAGACACUAAUUUACUAAUAAAAAACUUUCAAUAUUUA